This is a messenger RNA of Hansenula ciferrii, 1125 nucleotides long. RefSeq names its product Cdc73p (gene CDC73). Gene Ontology annotation, molecular function: RNA polymerase II complex binding. The transcript has a single exon. The record is from RefSeq and is a predicted model, not a curated record. Gene Ontology annotation, biological process: transcription elongation by RNA polymerase II; positive regulation of transcription elongation by RNA polymerase II. Lineage: Eukaryota; Fungi; Ascomycota; Saccharomycetes; Phaffomycetales; Wickerhamomycetaceae. Bases 1 to 1125 code for a protein of 374 amino acids. Gene Ontology annotation, cellular component: Cdc73/Paf1 complex.
AUGUCCGAUCCAUUAGAAUUAUUGAAAAAAGAUAUUUUGAACAAAGACCAACCAAUUCUUGUAAAGCAAAAUGGUGAAGAUUAUCAAGAAAUUAAAGAUAUAAAUGAAGCUACACAUUUAUCAUUACAAAAUCAAAAAAUAAAAUUAGAUCUUAAUCAAGAAACUAAAUUUAAAAUUGAUGAUAAACCAAUUGAUUUAAGAGCUGUGGCUUAUAGUUGGCUUAAUAAAGAUUUAUCAGCUGCUGAUUUAUUAACUGAUUCUCAAGUGAAAAAUAUUCAAACUUUAACUUUUUUACAAAGAUCAGAUUUAAUUAAUUGGUUAAGUGGUGAAUCAAAUGAAUCAGAAUUUAUUCAAAAUGAUAAUACCAAUUUAGAAAAAGAUCAAGAUUCUUCUCAAACAAAUUCAACAAUUAAUGAUGAUCCUCAAUUAAUUAAAAUAUUAAACAAUGAACGUCAUUUAAUUAAUCAUAAUACAGCAUUAAGAGGUUCAAAACCAGUGGAUUUUAGUAGUGUUGGUCGUGAAUGUGAAAUUAAAAUCGUUAAAGUAUUGAAAAGAAAAGGUACAAAUCCAACAAAAUCCACAAGUACAUCAAAAGAUCAAGAACAAGAUCCAAUAAAGAAAAAAAGACGUCAAAAUCCAAUUAUUUUAAUUUCUCCAGCUGCUUCUGCACUUUUACAAAUUAAUAACAUUAAAGCCUUUUUCGAUGAAUCGAAAUUUGUUAAUCCAAUGUCCAAGGAUCCAAAUGAUCAAGAUUUAUUAAAUUUCCAAGGUGAUUUAAGAAAUAUUACUCAUACUUUCCCUAAAAUUGGUAAACAAACUUUCCUUAUCGUUAAUAAUACUGAUAAAUUUACUAAAGCAGAAUAUUGGGAUAGAGUAGUUGCAGUUUUCACUACAGGUCAACAAUGGCAAUUUAAAACAUAUAAAUGGACAGAUCCUCAACAAUUAUUUCAAAAAAUUAAAGGUUUUUUCUUCCAUUUUAAUGGGGAUUCUAUACCGCAACAAGUUAAUGAAUGGAAUGUUGAACAGAUUGGAUUAGAUAAAACUAGAAGAUUUAAAGAUAUAGAAGUUUUAAAUCAUUUUUGGGAUAGUUUAGAAAAAUCCAUGCUUGCAAAAGGAUGGAAUUAA